AUUCUUUGGUUUAUACUCUUCAUACAGCGCGCGGAAGGUGUCAGCAACAUCGGUCCUGGUGAAAUGGCGUCUGUGUCUGUAAACAGUUAUAGUGAGAGUGAAAAACUAUUGCUUGCUGCUCAGACGGGCUCCAUUCAACGUGUUAAAGCAGCGUUAAAAGCUGGAGCUGACAUUGAGUUCGAGCUGCACAAGAGUGAGACCAUAGGGACUGGCACAGCGUUGUACAUCGCCCUCCGCGAUGGGCAUUUAGACAUCAUGAGGCUGCUGCUCCGCAAGGGGGCGUCUUUUAUGAAGAGACUGCCGGGUGGAUAUACUCUCCUUCAUCUAGCAGCACACAAAGGGAAGACAGAAGCGGCAGAACUGUUGGUGCAACAUGGAGCAACUUUGGACGUACUGGACAGCUGCCAGAACACUCCACUCAUGGCUGCCGCUUACAGUAACAAUAUCGACACAGUUCGGCGACUGAUUGAGCUCGGAGCAAGACCUGAUUUGACAGAUGGGGGUAUGGCUCAGAGGCUUGGGAUAGAUGGUAGCACCAAGAAACACGUCUAUACCCGUCCCAUGAGUACUUGUAUAAGGCUCAUACACGAGGCGAGGCGGUCCAAGCUGUUGAGAUGCUGCAACCCCAAGUGUGGCAAACCAGGCUACAGAAAAAAACUAAAGCUGUGUGCCGGGUGCAAGCUGACCCGCUACUGCAGCCGUGACUGUCAGAAACAACACUGGUCUGUCGGACACAAGAAGUGCUGUGGGCAUGACGCGUGCCCUGCCGUUGGACUAGAGGCUAUAUCAUUGCCAUGCCCAUGACGCCAAAUUACUUCAGAGACAAAUUUCUAGAACUUUUUGAAUGAUGACUUUAACGACCGCCUGAAAUGACUCAUCAUUCCAUAUGAAAUACAUUGUUGAGCAGAAGAUGUCGCUGCAGUUAUAUCUUGAGGUAAAGCCUGGGGCACAACCCGCCGUACGUGCAAUUCGUCCGUACUUUUUUUGUCAGGCCACGUCCGCCACGUAUUCCUGAAAACGUUCAGGCUAUAG
Molecule: messenger RNA, 1032 nt
Organism: Branchiostoma floridae (Florida lancelet)
Lineage: Eukaryota; Metazoa; Chordata; Leptocardii; Amphioxiformes; Branchiostomatidae
Product: ankyrin-3-like
Exons: 5
Coding region: 64-804 (246 amino acids)
Molecular function (GO): protein binding
Source: RefSeq, a predicted model, not a curated record